This is a messenger RNA of Penicillium coprophilum, 2034 nucleotides long. RefSeq lists its product as uncharacterized. The coding region runs from base 1 to 2034 and encodes 677 amino acids. Lineage: Eukaryota; Fungi; Ascomycota; Eurotiomycetes; Eurotiales; Aspergillaceae. The transcript is spliced from 2 exons. The record is from RefSeq and is a predicted model, not a curated record.
AUGGAUGCCAAGGCCGGUUCCCGCAUCCACUUCCGCUCAACCAAGUUCAUCCACCGUGCCAUUGCGAGAACCGCCCUACAAAGCUCGCUUGACAGUGCCCCAAUGGCUCCAAGAUUGCGCAGUGCGCUCGCAAAGGGCUUGUCGCGUCCGCUUGAUGGCAGCGCUGUCUUUUACUGCCCUUCGUGCGCGAUCUGGCGACGAACCUUGUCCGCGCGCACCUACACCAGUCGCAGCAUUGACAAAUCCGCCCCAUCCCAACGGACCGCCAGAAGCCAAAACAUAAUCGCAGCGUCGGCCCCCCGAGCGUUUACUACAUCCUCCAUCAUCACUGCAAAGAGCGUGCCGCCGCGGUUCAAGGAGCUGCAUGCCGCACUCGAGGAAGUGAAGGAUGCCGCCCUGGAACAGGUGAACCUCAGUCGUUUGCAAUUCGCACUGCGGGGAUUGGAAUCUGAAACGCCUCUUAUUAGAGUAGCUGUACUUGGAUUGAACGAUGCCAUCUCUGCACGAAAGCUUGUUCGACUACUACUUGCCGACCCAUUGGCACCCCGGGAAGGCUGGGAAGACAUUCUCGACUCAUACGAUGCCGAUUCAUCCAGAGGACUGCUGAUCAGGUAUGGACAAACCAUCUGUCUGCGGUGUCAGCCCUCCUCGACUAGUACUCAUUUGAAGGAUUUAAUCUCUAGAUAUGGCGAAAUCUCACAAACCAUCCCCAACGACCUGCUACCAACGAUAUCAGUGCCAUCGCCCAUCCUGAGGAACGGCAACUUGGAGAUCCUAGUCAGCACCCUAGGCUCUGAGCCUGAUCACCCCGCCGCUACGUUACACGCCGACACUUUCCUCGUCCCGACAGUUACCAUCCAGACUUCGCACUCCGGUCGGCAUAAUUUUGUUCGGUAUCCAGUGCACCGCACGAUCGUAUGCGGGCGUGGGGUAGAUGGCCUGCUAUCGUAUAGCACGAUGAUAGGUCGGGCAGACCUCAAGAACGAGGCCGCUUCGGUUCGCGGAGCUAUUGAACUUGCAGUGGCAGACCAGAAAUCCACAAAUGAGCGACUGUCCCUGGUAGAUGUCGACCGUGCCAGCACAGCACUGGAUAAAUUCCGGGAAUCCGUCCACAAUGCUUCCGACUACGAACGUGGGUGGAAUGGGAGUGGCGUGCAACCUCUCAUUGAUUGGCUUGCAAGCUUCUCGGAACCAUCUACUGCAAAUGCAUUGAAUCCGGCAUUGGUUCCUCUGGUGGAGUCUCUUGUUGACGCGGCCGACGCUAGUGUAAUCGCCAGAGACGCCAAGGCGCUCCAUGAUCAAACUUCGGGCGUAGCCCCUGAAGAGGUUCGGUCCAACUUGGACCGGGCCGUGACUAGCUGGGCAGAGCGUGCUCACUCUGAGCUCCGUAGUUCCCUCGAUGCAGGGCUGGCGAGUCCACGCUGGCGCGGUCUUUCAUGGUGGAAACUUUUCUGGCGCGUUGAUGAUGUGAGCAUGGUUACAUCUGAGAUCUUGGAAAGGAAGUUCCUUCGCCGGGCAGAGCAGGAGGUCAUUUGGACCGUGGGAAAGUACCAGCAGGCCGGCCUGUUGGAAGAGUCUCCGUCUUCAAUCGCUGACUCUCCAAAUAACUCCGCUAUGCCUCCAUGGCCAACCCAGAUCCCCGACCUUCGCACCAAACUCCUCACCAGCACGGUACCCUCCCUUCAAGCCCUCGCCCAGAGUCUGGUGCUUUUCAGCGUGUCCACUACGACUCUCACUUCGGCUCUUUCUGCCCUAACCUAUGUGGCCAUUCCAUCAGCCGGGGUGUACGAGUCAUGUACGCUUGCCGCCGUGGGUUUGAUUUACUCUAUGCGUCGCCAGCAGAAGAGGUGGGAUGUCGCCCGUACUUUCUGGGAGGAGGAAGUCCGCGAGGAAGGUCGCACCUCGCUGCUGGAAACUGAAGUUGCUCUUCGUACUAUUGUGCGGGAGGGCGGCAAGACUGUUGAGGAGCUACCUGACACUCGCGCACGCAACUCCGUCACAAGAGCAAGAAAGGCCUUGGAAAACGUGGUGUAA